AUGCACCCCAACCAUGAAAAAGACCACACCAACCCCAACACCAACACAACCCUCACCACCGACAUAACCGACUGGUCUUAUGACAAAACCAACCCACGAAAUUGGACGACUCUCCGCAAAACAAUUUCGACUCUUAUAAUCUGCUCUAUCGGCUUUAUAACAACCCUCGGCGCCUCAAUCUACUCCCCAGGCCACACCACCGUACAAAAUGCCUUCCACACCUCAACAACAGUAUCCCUUCUCCCAUUAUCAGCAUACUCCCUAGGCCUAGCAUUCGGUCCCAUGAUCUCAUCUCCGUGCUCCGAGACUUUCGGCCGCAAAUUCGUCUACCUAUUUACCCUUCCUUUAUUCGACAUUUUCAUGCUAGGAUCGGGCCUGUCGCGGAACAUCGCCUCGUUAAUCAUCUGUCGCUUUCUAGCGGGCUUGUUCGCUGCGCCGGGUGUUUCUGUGGCUGCGGCUACGAUUUCUGAUUUCACGGAGCCUGCGGAUCGGGUGAUUCCUCUUGCGAUGUAUUAUUCUGUUCCGUUUAUUGGCAGUGCUAUUGGGCCGUUGAUUGGGGGGUUCGUUGUGCAAGAGAGGGGAUGGAGGUGGACGGCUUGGGUGGUUCUUGUGAUGGCUGCGGUGUUUCAUCCAUGUGCGUUGUUUUUGAGGGAGAGUUAUGAAACUAUUAUCCUGCAGAAGAGGGCUAGGAAGAUGGGGGUUGAAGUCAGGAAGGGUGACGGGUGGGUGAAGUUGAGGACGUUGGUUACUUCGACCAUUGUAAGACCAGUGCAUAUGCUCCUGACGGAGCCUUUGGUGGGGUUUCUGUGUCUUUAUACUGGAUUUCAGUUUGCGUUGCUUUAUACCUUUGUUGUGGCGAGCCCGUGGGUGUUUAAGACGGUUUAUGGGUUCUCGCUAGGUGCGCAAGGUCUUUCGUUUUUGGGUCUUGUCGUGGGUUGUUUGGUGGCUCCUGUGAUUUUGAUUACAGUGAAUCGGGCUCUGAAGAGACACCACCCGGUUCAGCAGGAUGGUUCUUUCAAUCCGGAGAGGAAGCUAUACACGGCGUUGUAUGGAAGUCUGGUUCUUCCAGUCGCUCUCUUCUGGUUUGGUUGGACUGCCAAGUCUUCGAUUCACUGGAUCAGUCCUAUCGUUGCACAGGGUAUGGCGCUUCUUGGGAGUAUUCUCAUCUAUGUGCCAUGCAAUUUCUACAUGCUUGAUGUGUAUGGCUCCAAGUAUGGUGCUUCAGCGAGCGGAGCGUCCUCGUUAUCGAGGUAUACACUAUCAGCGGCAUUUCCACUCUUCGUGACUCAGAUGUACGAGGGGUUGGGCGUGGGCUGGGCAACGAGUGUUCUCGGAUUCACAGCAUUGAUUAUGGCACCUAUUCCAUGGCUGUUCUAUUGGGUUGGUCCCAGGUUGCGCGCGAGGAGUGCGUAUGAACACGGCACUUGA
Molecule: messenger RNA, 1428 nt
Organism: Penicillium atrosanguineum
Lineage: Eukaryota; Fungi; Ascomycota; Eurotiomycetes; Eurotiales; Aspergillaceae
Product: MFS transporter
Exons: 1
Coding region: 1-1428 (475 amino acids)
Biological process (GO): transmembrane transport; spermidine transport; spermine transport
Molecular function (GO): spermine transmembrane transporter activity; spermidine transmembrane transporter activity
Source: RefSeq, a predicted model, not a curated record